Molecule: messenger RNA, 330 nt
Organism: Lactuca sativa (garden lettuce)
Lineage: Eukaryota; Viridiplantae; Streptophyta; Magnoliopsida; Asterales; Asteraceae
Source: RefSeq, a predicted model, not a curated record
AUGAGCAGAAGAACUGAUGGAGGAAACGAACUGAAGCUUGACUUGAAACUCAACUUAUCCCCACAGAGAACUCAAUGGCCGGUGACGGAAUCACCCAAUCGGUCGUCACCGAUCACUGUAUCUCCGACGAACUCAUGUGUGUCAUUGGAGCUUGCUCAAGAUGAGAUGGAGCUUCGGUACUCAAGCAGCCCGGAGACAACGUCCAUGAUGCUGGCCGGAUGUCCUCGCUGUCUGAUGUACGUUAUGCUUGCUCAGGAUUUCCCGAAGUGCCCUAAAUGCAAGAGCACAGUUCUGCUUGAUGUUGUUCUUGACAAACCGAUCAAAAAAUGA